This is a messenger RNA of Trichoderma citrinoviride, 1324 nucleotides long. Its product is annotated as fructose-bisphosphatase. NCBI's taxonomy places the organism in Eukaryota, Fungi, Ascomycota, Sordariomycetes, Hypocreales, Hypocreaceae. Gene Ontology annotation, cellular component: cytosol; cytoplasm. The coding region runs from base 157 to 1173 and encodes 338 amino acids. Gene Ontology annotation, biological process: sucrose biosynthetic process; fructose 6-phosphate metabolic process; gluconeogenesis. Gene Ontology annotation, molecular function: fructose 1,6-bisphosphate 1-phosphatase activity. The record is from RefSeq and is a predicted model, not a curated record. The transcript is spliced from 8 exons.
CGAUACCCCGCGUCAUCGCUCCAUAUAACUGCUGGAGCGAGACCCAGUGUUAGUAGCCUUUUUCUUCAAAACUCAAUUCUUUUUCCAAUUUCUCCCAAAGAAGCUCUCCCAACUUGUAACGAAGCUCUCCAACCCAAUUACAUCAUAACCGCCACCAUGACCGACACGGGCGAAAAAGUCAACACUCACAUCAUCACCCUCACUCGGUUCCUCACCGAGGAGCAGAUUAAGCAUAAAGAAGCCACCGGAGACUUUACACUCCUCUGCCAUGCCCUCCAAUACUCCUUCAAGUCCAUCGCCUACUACAUCCGCCGCGCCACCCUUGUCAACCUGACCGGCCUCGCCGGCUCCUCCAACGUCACCGGCGACGACCAGAAGAAGCUCGACGUCAUCUCCAACGACCUCUUCAUCGAGGCCAUGCGCUCCUGCGGCAAGGUCGCCAUGCUCGUCUCCGAGGAGGAGGAGCACGAGAUCCACUUCCCCCAUGCCCACGGCGCCCGCUACAUCGUCUCCUGCGACCCCAUCGACGGCUCCUCCAACCUGGACGCGGGUGUCUCCGUCGGCACCAUCUUUGCCAUUCACAAGAUCCCCGACGGCGUCGACGUCGCCCAGAAGGAGCACAUCCUCAAGGCCGGCACCGAGCUCGUCGCCGCCGGCUUUACAAUGUACGGCGCCUCCGCCCAGCUCGUCAUGACCAUCAAGGGCAGCAACGUCAAUGGCUUCACGCUCGACAACGGCAUCGGCGAGUUCAUCCUCACUCACCCCGACAUGCGCAUUCCCAGGUCGCGCCACAUCUACUCCGUCAACGAGGGCAACUCCCUGUAUUGGGAGGACCACACCAUCAACUACUUCAACUCUCUCAAGCAGGCCCAAGAAGACGGCAAGCCCUACAGUGCCCGUUACAUCGGCAGCAUGGUGGCCGAUGCUUACCGAACGCUUCUGUACGGAGGCAUCUUCGCCUAUCCGGCGGACAAGAAGAGCCCAAAGGGCAAGCUGCGUAUCCUCUAUGAGUGUGCGCCCAUGGCCAUGGUGUUUGAGAAUGCUGGUGGCCAAGCCGUCGAUAGCACAAUGAACAGAAUGCUCGAGGUUGUACCAGAGCACAUCCACGACCGGUCAGGCAUCUUCUUGGGUAGCUACGACGAGAUUGAAAAGGUCAAAUCCUUUUACAAAUGAGUCGCGCAAAAGUAGGGAAGGUGGUGUGAAAGCAAAACGAGAGGGAAUUGCAUCAUGGCCUGUUGAUAUGUACCAAGCAUGACCUAUAUCAGUCUUCAUCCUUAUGGGCUGAAGGCAAAGCACAUAUUCUUCCAAAUAUAUAAACAUCAUA